AUGAACCCAGAUUGGCCACAAGGCUCCCCCAGCCUCAGUCAAAAUGCAGAGCUGAGAGCCCAGCUGAAGGAGCUCACGUCGGAGGCCACCACUGAUCAAGCAACAAGAGGAGCGACGUCUCUUCUCUUCCGAUUCGAAGAAUCCCAAGUCCCAGAGUUGAAGAAGGCACUGGAAGCUCCUGUCUGCGAGUUUGCAAUCAUAAACCUCACGCCGAACCACCCACCCAGAACAGCAGACUCUCCCUUCACCAAGUCCAUGCACAAGACGUACACGGAUUGCUACCACUAUCCGGGCUUCACGGGCGGGAACUGGUCGUACGCGGUGAACACGAAUGACACGAGCGGCGUGGCUCUGGCUCUCGACUACGGUGUUGACGGUGCAGGCGGUGCUGCUGCUCCGACUGACAAAGGGGAUCAUCAAUGGAAUGGAAAAGAAGAAGAAGAAGAAGAAGUUCCAGAACCCGAGCGGCGACUCGCGUGCUAUUACUUGGGAUGGGAUACGAUUGAGCACCAUCAAGAAUUUUCCAACACCCCCCUGUUCUUCGAAGAGAUCAAUAAACUUGCCCCAUACUUCGGUCCCGGGACAGGAGCAUGGUAUGUCAUGUUUGAGAGACACACCGAUUCUCUGGAGUCGGGACCACGAUAG
Cladophialophora psammophila CBS 110553 is the source of this 645-nucleotide messenger RNA. RefSeq lists its product as uncharacterized. Bases 1 to 645 code for a protein of 214 amino acids. Lineage: Eukaryota; Fungi; Ascomycota; Eurotiomycetes; Chaetothyriales; Herpotrichiellaceae. The record is from RefSeq and is a predicted model, not a curated record. The transcript has 3 exons.